Molecule: messenger RNA, 943 nt
Organism: Pelobates fuscus (common spadefoot toad)
Lineage: Eukaryota; Metazoa; Chordata; Amphibia; Anura; Pelobatidae
Product: adenine phosphoribosyltransferase-like
Exons: 6
Coding region: 186-830 (214 amino acids)
Molecular function (GO): adenine phosphoribosyltransferase activity
Source: RefSeq, a predicted model, not a curated record
GCUAGUCCAACGAAUUCCUGUCCGAAGUCUCCUCUUUGCUAGAUACUUAUUAACACACACACUGUCUAGGCUGUCAUUUCCUCUUUUAGAAGUGGACAAAAUUAGAUUUGGAUCGCCUUACACUGCAGAAAAUCAACAGGACUACGAGCAAGGGUACAGAUAUCUGUGCAAUCUCGAAGUUUAGAAUGCCAGGGCACUGUGUAUCUGUUAAGUUGGACCAGGACAGGAGUCCAGAAAAACGAAGCAAAGGCUGGUACCUGGCACUGAUGGCACCCAAUGAGAAAGGUCCAAACUAUGCUUGGCUUGACCCGUCCAGACUGUAUUGCCACUGUCAGGCUUUAGAGGAAUGUAUUCAAGAUCUGCUCCAACCCUUCAGGAGUGACACUGUUGACCUUGUUGCAGGAAUUGAUGCCAUGGGAUUCAUUCUAGGUGCUGCCAUUGCAUCACAUUUGGGAAAAGGUUUUCUGGCAAUCAGGAAGGUUGGGCACCUGUGUGUGGAGACAAAAACUCAAUUGUAUGUAGAUUACUCUGGGAGGGAGAAAGUGAUGGAGGUCCGCACUGAUGCUAUUAUUCCAGGUUUACGUAUCUUGAUGGUAGACCAGUGGAUUGAAACUGGAGGAACUAUGCAGGCUGCUAUAAAACUGGUGGAAAAUCAAGGGGGGAUUGUAGCAGGUGUAGCUGCAAUUUGCAUAGAGGACAGCAAAGGGGGGAAAUGGGUUAAAGAGCGCUACAAAUGUUCUGACUGCGUUCCCGAACAUCUGAGGAGCCAAUUCAAUAACCAUUACCUGGAAUCCUUCAAAGAAUUCCAUAACCAAAAAAAAUUAUGUUGAAUCAUGAAUAUAAGCUCUGGAGUCUGUUCCAUAACUGGAUAGAGGACAUCGAUUUCUUGUCUUGUUACUCCUUUCACAAAAUAAGUUCAUAGAUACCUUUUCUGCACUUGGGG